GAAAUUUUAUUACUGUUUGGGGGUCUUAUCAUUCUUCUACACGUUUACCUUAGUUUUAUAAAGACUGGGUAUUAAAUUCUAGUUUUUAGAUUAUAAUAACAUUAACAUUAACACAUAUUUAUAAAAUGACGCUUGGCGUUUUAAUGUCACUCAUUUUAAUGAUCGGACCCGCCGACGCGGCGUUUAACGUCAGUUUCGACGUCUUGUCCACGUUGUACUUGCCGUAUACGUACGUACCGACGGCACAAUACGCGCUGGAAAAGGACGCCGCAGAGCAGAUAGCUUAUGACGUCACUGGGAAGCUUCUCUAUUCAGUAGGUCACACAAACAUCCACGUCAUCGAUUUCGCUGACGUAAACAACACGCGCGUCCUAUUCAAGUCAUCGUAUGCCAGCGUUGACGUCACAGACGUCGAGCUGUGCGGCAACCACGUGUUCGUCAGUUUUGACAACCAAACGCGACGUGAGGACGGUUAUAUUAACGUGUACAGACUCUACAAUCGCCAGACCGGCUCCCUAGAUUUGGUGCAUACUAUUCGAGUCGGUGUUAUUCCGGACAUGAUCCUACCCCUCUCGGACUGCCGGGCGCUUCUCGUUUCCAUCGAAGCGGAACCUUACGAUGAUGACGUCACGGGCACCCUUGUUGACAACCCCGGAGGCGUUGGUAUUCUCAAGUUUCCCGGUGGACCGGAAGGGACGUACACGAUGAACGUUUUGACUUUCGAUAAAUUUAACGCCAGGUACACUAGCGACCUUAAACCCCAAGGGGUGCGUCACAUCAAUACUCACACCCUGUUCUCAAAUGACGUUGAGCCAGAGUACAUCACUCUAAACAGCGAUCAGUCCAUAGCUUACAUCGGUCUACAGGAAAACAAUGCCAUUGCAAUAGUAGAUCUUCGCACCGAAACCAUCGUUGAUAUCAAAGGUCUGGGGUUCAAGAACUGGGACGCAUACACUAUGGAUGCGAGUGACAAAGAUCAUGGUAUGCACAUGCGUCACUGGAAGGUGAAGGGAAUGUACCAACCGGACUCCAUUAAGUUUUACCAGCAUCGCGGCGUCGACUACAUCAUAACAGCGAACGAGGGGGAUGUCAAAGACUAUAAAUAUUUCACCGAGGAAGCCAGGGUGAAGGAUUUACAGCUUUCGGAUCUAUAUGAAAGGGAUCCUGCCACCCGACACGCUGUGCAGACGUCGGCUAACCUUGGCCGACUUAAAGUGUCAAAUGCGAACGGACUGAACGCUUCCACCAACAAAUACGACGAACUAUAUGCCUUCGGGGCGCGAAGCUUCUCCUUCCGGCGCGCCGACACCAUGGAGCUCGUGUACGAUAGCGGCGACGAGAUCGCCCGGAAGACGGCACAGAUGGCUCCCGAGCUGUUCAACACCGACUACGGGAUCGCCGACACUGUGACUCAGACUUACGACACACGUUCUGAUGACAAGGGCCCAGAAACCGAGAGCAUCGCGGUGGGUCAUUUCGGCCAUAUAACGUUACUAAUGAUCGGCAACGAGCGACCGGGAACCAUCGCUGUUUAUUCGAUCGAUGAAAGACUGUCGUCAAUCGCCCCAAAGUUCGAAACGCUAAUUCACGGAGUCACGCGAUUGAAUGACACGUGGAACAACUUGUACACAGCUCGCGCCGUUAGCAUGCUGGAUCCCGAAGAUAUAAAGUUCGUUCCAGCCGACCAGAGUCCUAACGGAAGUCCACUUCUUAUCGUCAGCGGCAGCAUUAGCGGAACAAUCACUGUGCUAAAGGUCAACGUCCGCGAUGAUUCUCAGCCGGGCAUCGUCGGGUGAUACAUAGACCAGAUUUUUCGUACAUUUUUCUUGUUGUACAAAAUGUAUUAUUUAUAAUAAAGCGCUUUUGUUAGAAAA
This is a messenger RNA of Dreissena polymorpha, 1874 nucleotides long. Its product is annotated as mesenchyme-specific cell surface glycoprotein-like. The record is from RefSeq and is a predicted model, not a curated record. Bases 126 to 1796 code for a protein of 556 amino acids. NCBI's taxonomy places the organism in Eukaryota, Metazoa, Mollusca, Bivalvia, Myida, Dreissenidae. The transcript is spliced from 11 exons.